AUGUUUCAGGUUUGGAAACUUAUUCUCUUGUGCAGCCGGCUCACUGGGACCUCAGCACCUCUUCUUGAGGAUCUCCACAAUGAUGUUGUGAGCAAGCUGAAAACUGUUCUCGAUAAAGGACUUGAGACCAUUGUUUCUACAACUAUCCUUCAGAAAUUGAAGGCCGACUUGGAGGCGCUCCAGAAAUCCACGUCUUGGCAGGAGGCCCAGCAGAAGAUCCAGGAAGCUGAGAACUUGUUAGACAAAGCCCUUUCUAAAAUUUUUCAAGUAGUGGAAAAUGUUAUGGGGUUGAAAAUCAGUAACGUCCACAUCCUAGAUAUCAAAUUCGAAGUGACUCCUGAUGGCAAAGGCGCUAGCCUGAGUAUCCCCAUCACCACUAACGUCACCCUGACCCUGCCUCUGUUGGGUGAGCUUGUCGACCUGGGCCUCAGCUUGGACCUCCAGACUAGUGUCAGCAUGGAAACUGAUGCCAAGACUGGUGUCUCCACAGUGAUCGUGGAAUAAUGCACCAACGAUCCAGCCAAAAUCUCACUCACCUUACCGGACAGCCCCAUUGGACUGGUCAAUGAAGCCAUGAACUCUGUGGUCAAAUGCGUGAGAAAGACGGUGUCCCUUGUGGUGCAGUAUGAGGUGAGUCCCCAACUCCUGCAGGCCCAGAGCUAG
Molecule: messenger RNA, 663 nt
Organism: Physeter macrocephalus (sperm whale)
Lineage: Eukaryota; Metazoa; Chordata; Mammalia; Artiodactyla; Physeteridae
Gene: BPIFA2
Product: BPI fold containing family A member 2
Exons: 5
Cellular component (GO): secretory granule; extracellular exosome
Molecular function (GO): lipopolysaccharide binding
Source: RefSeq, a predicted model, not a curated record